Messenger RNA from Mobula hypostoma (lesser devil ray), 10762 nucleotides. RefSeq names its product interleukin-6 receptor subunit beta-like. The coding region runs from base 319 to 3009 and encodes 896 amino acids. Gene Ontology annotation, molecular function: cytokine binding; cytokine receptor activity. The record is from RefSeq and is a predicted model, not a curated record. Gene Ontology annotation, cellular component: external side of plasma membrane; signaling receptor complex. NCBI's taxonomy places the organism in Eukaryota, Metazoa, Chordata, Chondrichthyes, Myliobatiformes, Myliobatidae. The transcript is spliced from 17 exons. Gene Ontology annotation, biological process: cytokine-mediated signaling pathway.
CAGUAUGAGUAACCGAUGUUGUAAAUCUGCAGUACACCAGGAAGCGAAAUGUGGAAGAGAUACUUUAAAAAAAAACUUGAGAACUGACGCCUGAUAGUUUGGGGCAUUUAGCUUUUUGUGGAAUUUCCCGACAGGAAUAUAUCCAGCUUAUUCCCUUGUGUUCCUACAAGAUUUCAGCCAUCCAUUAGCCAGUCUACGACUAUGUUCCUGAAUCUUCUCUCCACUUCUCAUGUACUUAGUUUCCAGUUUUACUGGAUCGAAAAUGGCUCUUGAUGAUCCAGGGAUAUUAUACCACAGAACUCUUAUGACAAGAACUCUAUGAAUCUUUCAACAAUGUUUUCUACAGGAAAGACAGUCACUGCUUGGGUAUGGGUAAUGUUUUCAAUAAGUUCAUUUUUGGUUACAGGUGGAUUGCCCUUGCUUUGCCAUGUUGUUGAUUUGACUUCAAAAGUGAUUAAACUACGAUCAUCUCUAUCGCUGACUUGUGCAUUGCGACGGGAGUGUAUCGAAUCAUUAGAUGCAAACGCAAGUCAUAUAUUCUGGAAACUAAAUGAUACCAAAAUUCCACAAGAACAGUAUCAUUUUAAUGAGACUGUUUCACAAGUGACCUUAAAGUAUUUUGAUGCAGUGAAAGGCUAUUUGACAUGUCACAUUAAUAUCAAAGGAGCACCAAAUAUCCUUCAUCGUAUUACUAUUGAAGCAGGAUUGCCUCCUGAGAAGCCAAAAAAUAUUUCUUGUGUUUCCUACUGGGAGAAAAACUUUACUUGUUUCUGGGAUCAAGGAUAUGAAACAUAUCUAGAGACUAAUUUCACAUUAGUUCGAAUAAUAGAACAUUCUGGAAAUAGUACCUGUGUUAGUCCAAGGAAGAAUACGUGCUCCUUUAUUUUCCCGAAUAUGUAUAUUGUAGACUGCAAGGUUAUUGUUAUGGCGGAGAAUGCUCUCGGCAAAGCUUGGUCUGAUCCUUUGGACGUGAAGAUUGAUCAGAUUUCCAGAACCGGUCCACCUCAGAAUGUAAUUGUCCAGUCUGUGCGAGGCCAAGGUAUAUCACUACUUGUAACCUGGCAAAAACCCACGGAGGUGAUGCCAUUUGUCCACUUACUUUAUAACAUCCAAUACCAACUGGCUGGCUCAAACGACUGGAUUCAGGUAACAGAAAAAGAAGAAAUUGUUAAUAAUUCAUUUGUAAUUCAGAACCUCAACCCCUUCACUAAUUAUACUGUUGCUGUGCGAUGCAUUGGUAAAGAACAGACCAUAUGGAGUGGAUGGAGUAACAAAGGAACUGGAUUAACUUCUGAAGCUAAACCAUUGGCAGCACCAGAACUAUGGAGGCAAAUCAAAAAUCAUGAUUCUCAGGGGAUUAGAGAAGUACAUCUUCACUGGAAGGCUUUGAGCAAGUCUAUAGCAAAUGGAAUCAUUUUGGGAUACAGGAUAUGGGUUGAGAAGCGAUGGGAUCAAACAUUGGUGCAACAGGAUAACACAACAUCUUUGAAUUAUUCCUUGUUGCUGACACAUGAAGCGCACGUUGUAACUGUCCUUGCUUAUAAUUCAGCGGGCGAUUCUCCAAAGGCAGUCCUGAUAGUUCCAGCUGUAAACCAGACAGCUCCCACAACUAUCCAGUAUGUUCAAGUUACAUCACAGAAUAACCGACUGCUCACACAGUGGAAGGCUCUAGAACGACCGGAUUAUGGAUAUAGCAUUGAAUGGUGUUUGUUUUUGGAUACAAGCCCCUGUGCCGGGCCACUGCAUUGGCAAUAUGAAGGAAAUACUACUGAAAUGACGUAUUUACAGGGUGAUUUUAAACCAUUUGUGUGCUAUAACAUUACUGUUUAUGCUUUGUACAAUGAUGGUCCAGGAAAUCCUUGUUCAACUCUAGCAUAUCUGCAACAAAGUUAUCCAGCAGAAGGACCAAGCAGCACUAUUCAUAAUGCAAGAGGAACAGAGGUUACGAUUAAAUGGCAGGAAAUUCCCUUAGAAAAGCGACGUGGUUUCGUUACCAAUUACACCAUCUUUUAUAAAUCUGAGAAAGGUGAAAAAGCUGUAACACUGAGUCCAGAUACUUUUGAGUAUACAUUGGAAUCUCUGGACAAAAAUACUGAAUACUUUGUAUAUAUAAUGGCAUCCACAGUGAAAGGAGGUAAAAAUAGCAGUUUGAUUGUCUUCAGGACAAAUGCAAUUGAGCAAGAAGAUAUUGUGACGAUUGUGGUGUCUGUCGUUCUCAGCUUCCUAGUACUGAUCAUUGCAUCCGUGGCCUGUUUUAGUUAUCAACACAGGAUUAAAACAUACAUUUGGCCUGAAGUUGCAGACCCAGCAGGGAGUAGUAUGGCGGAUUGGUUACAAAAGCACCCAUCCAAGGAUAUCCAUGUUCUUAAAAUACUGAAUCCUGGGAAUGAAUCCAUAUCAGACAUCAGCACCGUUGAAGUUUUGUGUCUGUUUGAGCAAGACAAGCCAAAGUUUGUGCAGACAGAUGAGACUUCAUCCUUGCACGCAGCAGAAGAGGAAUGUUCAUCCAGUUCAUCUCCACCGCAGCAAGACAUUGCAAAUGGAGCUGAAGUGGCCCGGCUGUUGCCGCCUACAGAUAUAGUGGCGUACACAGUCCUGGAGGAAUGCUACAAGAGCCAAGUGCCAGAACAGCCAUUGGUUUCAACUAUUCCAGAAACAAGUGCGGAGGACCAGGUAAAUGGGCAAAGCAUGUGCGAUGGAGAAGAAGAAAACUGGUGGGAGCCAAAUAUCAAUGAAAAUGAUUUGUUGCAACAAAUAAUUAAAGACAGUCCAUAUUUGAAGAACUCCUUAAGUUUAAGAGAUGUGCCAGAUGAACGUGAUCCAAAUGUAGAUGGCUCAAUUAACUCAGGGGUUGGUAAUUGCUCUGAAGUGGACGUGGCUGCACCUGGCAAUAAUGAAAGUUUGGAUCAGAACCAGUACAAUGCUCAGCUUAAUAACCGUCCAGUUAAACCAGUGCAAACUUACAUUACACUAGAAAUACUUGGUCUAAGGGUCAACAAAGGAAUGUAAUUGACUUACCCGAUGGAAACAACAUUUUUUACCACAGGAACCUCAUAUUUUUAAAUUGCCAAUAGAAGAAUUACACAGCUGGGCUGCUGGGAUGGGAAAAGAGAAAAGUUAAUUAAUUUUGUAGCUCUGACAGAUCAUUAAUCUAGAGUUGUCAUUUUUGUGUCUUUUCAUAUUUUUAUCUCAAUAUCUUCAGUUGAUCCUUUUUUUAGCUCAUUUUUUUGCAGAUUAACUGUAAAUGUUCUCAAGGAAUAUUUAUGGCUGUCAGAAUUACUACCAAGUAAGAGAGACUCAGAUUUAGUUAACUUUCCUUUAUCCACCAACAACUUGGCUCUGUCCCAAAAGAUAAUCCCAGGGAAAAUACUCAGGAACAGCAUAAGCAAGAAGCUAAAGCUGAGAAUUUUUAUCAGUGUUUGGAUGCUGGUUAUAGACCACUCCCUUGUCUCCUGGGUUACCAGAACAUAUGCAUUGCUACGUUGAAUUACAAAGAAUACAAUACUAAAUGUGAAUGUAUGUUGCAGUUUUACAAUAUGCUGAUCAAGGAAGUGCUCGGAGAAUUUCUUGGAUCUAAAUACAUGAAAUGAUCAUGGCUUGAUUGUGGUUAAAAAGCAAUGGAAAGUAAUGGAUUCCAUCACAGAAUGAAAGCAGUUGAAGUGUUGAAACCUGUUAUUUUUAUUUCAGAUCCUCUCAUUAGCCUAAUAACCUCUACUGGUCAAAAUAUCCUCCAGCAAUUUCUCAUUCCUGCUAUUUUGUUACGUCUUUGCUUUUCAUUGCUCUGUUUGUGACAAUGCCUACAGGUGAUUGGACCUUAUAGUCAGAAAUCCUGUGCCUCAGUUUCUUCAUCUCUACCUCUGUUUGUGUUUUUUGUUCUCCUUUCUUGAUUUCUCUUCAUGUAGCAAUAAGCCGCAGAGCAUUUUGAUUCUAUUAUCUGGCAAAUUGUCCAGUGUGUUGCUGAUUUUAUUUUAUGAAGCAUUAAUCCCAGUCUGGAAUAUUGCUCAGGUCAUUUGAGAAAGAUGUUACUCUUUACUGUUUACUGGCAUCCUUAGAGGAAAUAAGUGAGGAAGUAUUUUACACUAAGUAUUUUACAUUCAUUGUGUAGUCACAGUUACAGAUCAUACAACAUAGAACUGGACUGCCUGUUCUACAUUUAAAGUAAGCUAUUCACUGAAGUAUACUGGUUCUUUGAAAGCAAUAUACUUCGCCCCUUUCAAAGGGAAACUCAGUACUCCAGGAGGAUGAAUGCAGCAGGUUGCAAGGGAACACCAGCAUCUGCAGGUUCCUCUCCCUUUGGCAUGCCUCCCUGACUUAAAAACAUUAACAAUUGUUAAUCAUCGCUGUGCUUGACUGUUAGAACUCGGUAGCACUCUGGCAGUAUCUUCAUCAGAACGCCUUGCCUUCAAUGUGCACUUUCUGUAAAUAAAUAAAUAUAACUUACAUUAUCAGGUGUUAAGGCCAUAUUAAAAGCAGUGAAAAUCAAGUCCACUAUUUGCUUCAUGCCCCGUUUGAAAUUAACACCGAAAACAGGCACUUGGUUUAUAUGUAGCUAAAGUUUGAUAUACAAUAUAUGAAUUGCUUAUUAACUUAUUUAUUUUCUUUACAAUCCCACUGAGCCAUUGAGACUAUUAAUAAUCUUGGGCACUGAUAUAUCUGAUAUUAAAUAGAACAGUAUAUUUGUCUUUGCCUUCAGCGCUCAUGACGGAGCUUUGGGUUCUGCUGUUGAUCCAUGAGCUUUGGAGAUAGGAAGAAGUGCUCCUGUCAGCUGGACAUGCCCUGCUUUCUGAGUGUAUAGAUAUAGACAUAGACAUAGACAUACUUUAUUGAUCCAGAGGGAAAUUGGGUUUGGUUACAGUUGCACCAACCAAGAAUAGAGCAUAAGUAUAGCAAUACAAAACCACAAACAAUCAAACAACAAUAUGCAAACUAUGCUAGAUGGAAGUAAGUCCAGGAUCAGCCUAUUGGCUCAGGGUGUCUGACCCUCCACGGUAGGAGCUGCAAAGUUCGAUGGCCACAGGUAGGAACAACCUUCCAUGACACCCAGUGUUGCAUCUCGGUGGAAUAUGGGUGGAGUCCAACAGCAAAAAGUUCAAUAUCCGGGCUACAAACACAUUCCUUGAUCGUAAUAUGACCAGGAUUGCACCAUCUGUUGUUAACCAGAACAGCAAGCCCCCCUCCUUUACGCUUACCGCUCUCAGUGCACCUCCGGUCAGCCCGAAAGGUCUGGAAGCCCUCCAUGGAAACGUUUUGGUCGGGUACGUCCACGUGCAGCCACGUUUCAGUAAAACAUAUAACACUGCUCUCCCGAAAUGUUCUCUGACUCCUGGCUAGCGCCGUCAACUCGUCCAUUUUAUUACCCAGCGAUCUCACAUUGCCCAUAAUAAGAGAGGGAAGACACGGCUUAUAACUCCUCUUCUCCAUAAGUCUCUGUUGUCUCGACCCAGUCCUCUUUCCUCACCUUUUUGGUCCCCCUCUGCAUCUCUGUGUGUUUUCCUCCAGAUUUCAGCCAGGGUGUCCGCCACUCUGUUCACUAAACCGACUGGCAUAAGCGCAAUCAGCUGGUCCCUGGAAUAAAAAAUGUGACCAUACUGCUGCCCCGCUAGUGAGACGUGACUGAAUGUAACUAUUUCCAGCUAUAAAAAACCCAUAUAAAAUUCUUUCCACCAACCUGUUAGAGAGGGUGCAGCUUCAACGUGUUACCGUGAAAAAAAAAAUACAACAAAUAACAUAAGUUAAGAAAGUAAGAAGAAAAAAGUAAGAAAACUGGUCGGAGUGGCUGUAACAGGCUGCGUGCAUGACUGGCGCAUGCGCACUUAAUGAAUGGCCCAUUGACAUCCAUUGGCCCAAUGCAAUCAUACAUACAAUAUACAGCUCCUUCACCCUCAUUAAGCCUGCCUUGGCCAUGAUGCCAGUCUAAUUUAUCCUGUUUGCCUGCACAUAGUCCACAUCCCUCCAUUCCUUGACUGUUUAUGCAUCUGUCUUAAUCCCUAUUAAACAUUGUUAUUCAAUCUGCUUCUGCCACCUCCCUGUCCAGCACAUUUUAGGCACCUACCUCUCUCUGUAAAAAAAAUGCCUUGCAGCUUUCCCCCUUUCACCUUAAACCUAUUUCUUCUAGUAUUUGACCUGGAAAAAAGACUCUGAUUAUCUCCCGUAUCUAUGCCUCUCAUAUUUUUAUAUAUUUCUAUCAGGUUACGUCUUAACCUCUCAUACAUCAGAGAAGACAACCCAAGUUUUAUAUAGUUGCAACAUGACUUUCCAACUUUUAUACCCAUUGCCCCAUUCAAUGGUGACUACUGCUUGUGUUGUCAUGUUCAGGGGUCUAUGGGCAUAACUCAAAGCUCCCUUUGUAUAUCAAUGCUCCUAGGGGUUCUACCAUUCAACUCUAAACUUUCCUCUUCCAUGUUACACUUGUUCAGAUUAAACCCCAUUGAUCAUUUCUCCAUUCAAAUUUCCAGGUGAUCUAUAUUCUGAUGUAUUCUUUGACAAGCUUUCUUCACAAUCCACAACUCCACCAAUUUACAUCUUGUAUGCAUACUUACCUACACUUUCAUUCAAGUAACUUAAGUUACAAACAACAGAGGUCCCAGCAUUGAUUCUUGCGGAACAUGACUGGCCACAGAACUGCAGUCGGAAAAACACGCUUGCUUUACCAUGACUGGCGACAGUUCUGCAGUCAGAAAAACACCCUUGCUUUACCAUGACUUCUGUGACCAACUUUGUAUGGAUCCGAUGUGACUGAAUUUUCUGGACUAGCCUACUAUGAGGGCCCUUGUCAAAUGCUUUAUUAAAAUCCAUCUAGACAACUUAUAAUGGCCUACAUCAUCAAUCAUAUUCAUCAGUUUCUUAAAAAAAUGAUCAAAUUUCUGAGACAGGUCCUCUCCCACAGAAAGCCAUACUUUGCCCCAGUCAUCUGAAAAUUAUGCCCCAUCUUGUGAGCAGUUUCUACUCUGUGAAAAAGUCUCUGGAUGUCCAAUCGAUCUAUGCUCCUUAACACCCUGUAUAUCUAUAUCAAGUCUCCUCUCAUCCUCCACUCAAAGAGAAAAGUCCUAGCUUGCUCAAGCCAUCUUCAUAAGACAUAGCCGCUAGUCCAGGCAACAUCUUUUUAAAUCUCCUCUGCACCCCCUAAAGCUUUCACAUCCUUCCUAUAAUGAGGUGACUAGAACUGAAAACAAUUUGCUUAACCUUUCUUCUCCAGAAUCAACUUGGUGAACAUCCUCUGUCACCUCCAAAGUCUGUGCUACACCUCCUCCCUCACUGCCAUUCAGAGCCCCUAACAGUCCUUCCAGGUGAGUCAAUAUUUCACCUGUGAGUCUGUUGGGGUCAUCUAUUGUAUCAGUGCUUCCAGUGUGGCCUCCUGUAUAUCAGUGAGACCCAACGUAGAUUGGGAGAUUGUUUCAUUAAGCACCUACACUCCGUCCACCAGAAAAAGCGGAAUCUCCCAGUGGCCACCCAUUUUAAUUCCACUUUCCAUUGCCAUUCUGACACGUCCAUCCAUGGCCUCCUGUACUGUCACAAUGAGGCCACACUCAGGUUGGAGGAGCAAUGCCAUAUAUUCCAUCUGGGUAGCCUCCAGCCUGAUGGCAUGAACAUCGAUAUCUCAAACUGCUGGUAAUGCUGUCCCCCCACCCUUCUCUAUUCUCCAUCCCAUUUUUCCUCUCUCACCUUAUCUCCUUGCCUGCCCAUCGCCUCCCUCUGGUGCUCCUCCCCCCUUUUCUUUCUUCCAUGGCCUUCUGUCCUCUCCUAAUAGACUCCCCCUUCGCCAGUCCUGUAUCUCUUUCACCAAUCCACUUCCCUACUCUUUAAUUCAUCUCUCCCCCCGCAACCAGUUUCACCUAUCACUUUGUGUUUCUCCCUCCCCUCCCACCACCUUCUAACUUUGACCCCUCAUCUUCUUUUCUCCAAUCCUGCUGAAGGAUCUUGGCCCAAAAUGUUUUCCAUAGAUGCUGCCUGGCCUGCUGAGUUCCUCCAGAAUUUUGUGUGUCUUUCUCAGUAUAUCUUCCCUCAAUUAAGGAGAUGAGAACUGUACGCACUACUCCUGGAGAUGCUUUCCAAUUGCAGCGCAAUCUCCCUGCACUUAAAAUCAAUCCUUCCAGCAAUGGAGGCUAACUUUUCAUUUUCACCUGCAAGCCAACCUUUAGCGACUGAAGCAGAAUCACUUCCAAGUCCCUCUGUAUGCUACGUUGUCUGAGGGAUGUGGCAACUACAUUACAGAGGUUCCUACUGACAGCAGUUAUAUAAAUGACCCUCUGAACUGCUGCAUUGAGAUUAAUGAAUGGAUAAAUGUUGAUUAGAAUAUUGUCUUCAAUCUCCUCAGCUCUUCAUAUUGAGUAUGAAGUAAAUCUGCCACUGAGCCAUGGCAGACGCUCGAUGCAGUUUUGACUGUACAUUGCAGAGUUUCUUCUCAUUUUCACUACAAGGGAGACAUAAAUGGAUGUAUGAAAGUUUGCCCCCAGAAGUGCCCGAACUUCACAGCAUUUUUAUGUAUAAGCAAGAGAAGGUAAUGAAGUACAGCUUGUUAUCGGGAGCAAAUAAAGCAAAAGAGGGGCUUGAAGUCUGACAUAAUGACUCUUGGGUUUGAAGAGUUGACAGAGGGAGUCUUCACUUCUGGUGGAGAAAUAAGACAAGAAGUUUGAGAUAUUCUGCUUGUAGCCCAUAAGAAAAUAUGUUUUCAAUUUUAAAUACAGUGGCCUUGAAAUUCUAUCACGGUGGUGGAGGUGGAUCAAUGAAGAAAAAUGGAGUGGAAGGGGGGAAGGAUAGAAGGAAGAGGAAGAGAAGGAAAGGACAAUGGGAGGGGAGGACAAUUGGAGGGAGGGACUGGACAGUGGAAGGAAGGGAGAGGACAGCAGGAGGGGAGAGGAUAAUGGGGUAGAGCGUGAAAAGAAUAGGAGGGAGGGAGCUGAUAAUGGGAGGGAGUUGAUGGGAUGAUGGGAAUGGAGGAGAAUUGUGGGAGUGGUGAAAUAUGGUGGGAGGGGGAGAGGAUCAUUCCUGGGAAGAUGUGUAGAUACAGAAAGCAAUUAGGAAGACAAAUAGUGUCUUGGCCUUUAUUCCGGGUGGAUUGAGACACAUUAUUUCCAUGAUAUUGGGCUUGCAUCAGGAAUAUUAUGUACAGAUCCGGUGUCCUGACCUGCAUGGAAGGAGUGCAGAGAAAGUCACCAGAGAGAUUCCUGGGAUAGUGGGCUUGUUAUAUGAGGGCAGUUUAUGCAGAUUCAGCCUUUACAGUUUCAAAGAAGGACUGGUGAACUCAUUGAAACAUAGAAUUCUUAAGGAGCUUGACAAGAUAAGUGCAGAGAUGUUGUUUCCCUGUCUGGAUAGUCAGAAAUAGGGGUCACUAUCUCACCAUGCAGGGGAGAGAUGGGAAGAAAUUUUUUCACCUUGAACCUUGGGAAUUCUCUGCUCCAGGGGGUUGUGGACUGUCAUUGGAUAUAGUUCAUUAAGAGAAUCAAGAGAUACUGGGCUAGUUCAGUAAAUUGCUUUGAGGCAAACACGAUGGGCUGGAUGUCCUGCUGUUUCUCUUGGCUUACAUUCUGAUGCUUUAACAAAGCUGACUGUGGGUAAAGAGAGCAGCUCACUGGUUGAACUCCAAGGCUACGGAUAAUCCAAGAUAGGAUAGGGACGAUUGUGUGGGUUCGAUAAGAGAGCUUUGUAUGGAAGAAGGUUGGUCUGUAAUGAGAAUGGCAGAAGAGCAGAGGUUAAUUAGUUGGUGGGAGUGGGAAGGUUGAUGGAGAGGAUAAGAGCAUAUUGGCGGGAGAGCUGAGCCAUAGAGCACGAGCUGGGAGCUGGAGGUUGGGUGUGGCAGGAACGAUAACAAAGAAAGCUAUUUAAUAGAGAAACUAACUGGAAGAAGAUGGACAUCUUGGCCUUGCAAGGUAAUGUUGGUUCCCUUUAAGUAAUGACAGUUACUCUCAGCUAUUGAGUGAGAUUUGCUUCAGUGGAUGAAGCUCCUUUGUUUCACAGAUCCUGCAAGCACAAAAUGUAUCAAAACACAUUAAAAAAAUAAAAAAAACUGAAAUUCCAGGACCUUACGCAAUAAAGUAUUGUGCUUCGUGGGAGACCAGGCCAUUGUGAAUAUCAGUUAGCAUAAAGAAAUAAUGAUUACAGAGAAAUAAAUACGCUCAAAGCUGAAGCAAGUUUGAUGUCAAUUCAGUAAUGAACUAGCUGCCCUCUCCUGGACAGAGCAGAAGUCUUACAAGUUUCCCCAUCUAUCACCUCCCAGCUUCUCACAUUAUUCCCGUUUGCUCCUGUUCCUUACUCUCAUUCUUCCCCCGCCACCGGGAUUCAUCUAUCUCCUGCUAGCUCCUGCCCCUUCCCCCCGACCAUUCCGGCUUUUGACCGUUUCCUUUUCAGUCCUGAUGAAUGUUAUUGGCCCAAGGGUUCAUUUCCCUUCAGAGAUGCUGUCUGACCCACUGAGUUCCUUCAGCAUUUUGUAUGUGCUGAGGCCUACCAGUAUAGCUGGGUCACGUGGAUGACAGAGGUGAUGCACAAAUCAGUAUUAAUUUCCUUGCUAGUUUUCCUUAUGGCAAAGUGCAUGUGGGCAUAUUGAUGGAGGACAUCAAGAUAUGGUUAAAAUAUGCUCAUUAUUCCAUCCUUAAGACUCAAUAGUAGGAAUUUUAGGGCUGCUGGCAUUCAGGGAAUUAUGUAUAGAUCAAUGUCUAUAGAAAAUACUUGUGAUUUGUUUAUCCUUAACCAAUUAUGUCAUGUGAAUAUUAUUUCAUUUGGGUCUUUUGUAAUGCUUGUGAUAAAACAAUAUAAUAAAGAACAUGAU